This is a messenger RNA of Tympanuchus pallidicinctus (lesser prairie-chicken), 2640 nucleotides long. It is a transcript of the gene ENTPD5, whose product is annotated as ectonucleoside triphosphate diphosphohydrolase 5 (inactive). The coding region runs from base 16 to 1563 and encodes 515 amino acids. Gene Ontology annotation, biological process: nucleoside diphosphate catabolic process. Lineage: Eukaryota; Metazoa; Chordata; Aves; Galliformes; Phasianidae. Gene Ontology annotation, molecular function: GDP phosphatase activity; UDP phosphatase activity. The transcript is spliced from 14 exons. The record is from RefSeq and is a predicted model, not a curated record. Gene Ontology annotation, cellular component: membrane.
UGCCUCUACCCUAAGAUGUUCCCUUCAUCCUUUCUUCUGACCCACUGCUCAAAUUCGUCUUUCACUGGCAUUUCAAUUAUUCUAUGCCAUCUCCCUCUGCUGGCGCUGCCCUCGUGCUCUCCUUGCCCAUCUCUGCUUCUUGUGGGUGCCGGCGUGCAUCUGCUUAGAAAGUCAGAACUGCUCAUCAGAGAGACUCUGUGCUUUUCUCUUUUCAGGAUCUACACCAGCUCUAUGACUGUUGACCCACGCUUGACCACCUCAAGUGAUCCUGGCAUGAUGACAUCUUCCAGACUCCCCAUCCUUCUAGCACUGGUCUUUUCUUCUUUGUCCCCUGUUCUUUCCCAUUCAAAUAGGGAGAUGUGGUUUCAGGAUCUCUUCCCACCUAACACGUGCCCUAUAAAUGCCAAGACCAACACUUUUUAUGGCAUAAUGUUUGAUGCAGGAAGCACUGGAACCCGGAUCCACAUUUAUACCUUUGUGCAGAAGAGCCCAGAAAUCCUUCCAGAGUUGGAAGGGGAAAUAUUUGAAUCUGUGAAGCCAGGUCUUUCUGCCUAUGCUGAUCAGCCUGAAAAGGGUGCUGAAUCCGUCAAAAAAUUGCUGGACAUGGCCGUAGAUGCUGUGCCACCUCAUCUCUGGAAGAAGACUCCAGUAGUGUUAAAAGCCACAGCUGGACUGCGCUUACUGUCAGAGGAGAAAGCUCAAGCUCUACUCUCUGAGGUGAAAGAAGUCUUUGAGGAGUCACCAUUUCUUGUUCCAGAAGAUAGUGUUAGCAUCAUGGACGGGUCUUAUGAAGGAAUUUUAGCCUGGAUCACUGUGAACUUUUUGACAGGGCAGCUGUCUGGCCAUAACCAGCACACUACUGGGACCCUGGACUUGGGAGGAGCCUCAACCCAGAUCACAUUUCUGCCACGGUUUGAGGAAACCCUGAAGGAAAGCCCUAGUGAUUUUCUUACCUCAUUUGAAAUGUUUAACAGCACCUACAAGCUCUAUACCCACAGCUAUUUGGGUUUUGGAUUAAAAGCUGCCAGACUAGCAACUCUUGGAGCUUUGGAUACAGAAGUUGCAGAUGGACAAAUGUUCCGCAGCUCUUGCUUGCCAAAGCAACUGGAAGCAGAGUGGCACUUUGGGGGAGUGAAGUACCGGUAUGGGGGCAACAAAGAAGGAGAGACAGGAUUCAAACCUUGCUAUCUGGAAGUACUGAAGGUUGUCAAAGGAAAACUGCACCAACCAGAUGAGAUUCGUGGAAGUUCCUUCUAUGCUUUCUCCUAUUACUAUGAUCGAGCAGCUGACACCAACCUAAUAGAUUAUGAACAGGGAGGAGUUCUGGAAGUGAGAGAUUUUGAAAGAAAAGCCAAAGAAGUCUGUGAUAACAUGGAGAGGUUCAGCUCAGCCAGUCCUUUCCUCUGCAUGGAUCUCACUUACAUCACUGCUUUAUUAAAGGAAGGUUUUGGAUUUAGAGACAACACACUCUUACAGUUAACAAAAAAAGUGAACAACAUAGAGACAAGCUGGACUUUGGGUGCUACCUUUCACUUAUUGCAGUCUCUGGGGAUAACAUAUUGAACUGUGACAUUCCUAUGGAUUUCAGCAUUUCUGAAAGUUUGAGAAAGCAAACUGAAAUCACCAGGUAUGUUAUCCAACUGGAGUCAAUCACAGAGUGGAAAAUGGACCAAAGCUAUAAAACAGAUCCUCGCCUGGGAUUGGCAUUGCACAUAAUGAAAGUUGACACAAUAUAAUUGUGAUUGUCACAAAUAAUCCAGAAGCUGCCUUCUGAAAGUCAAAAGGCCUAAACUCCUGCAGUGUAUCUGCAAGAGACUCAAAGCCAGCUUUCACCAGCACAUUUGUAUAGCAUCCCAUUGCUAAAAGCACAGCAUAUUUGGGACGUGGUGGUAAAUUACAGAUGGUAUUUCUCCUCCCCCAUUACUUUAAGCAUACAGUACUGAAGUUUGCUUGCAAGACAUUAAAUACAGAAAUUAUACAUGACACCAACAGCCAUUCAGAGAAAAUUAAACAAUAACCCUGGAUGCUCCCAGCCUCAGUGUUCAAGUACCCAACUGUUAGCUAAUAUAUUACAAGAUGACAUCAGCCUUUCUAUAAGCACUCUUCGGGUAUAAUUUUAGGAAAGGUAUUGGCUGAAACAUAGGCUGUACCACACCAAGCAUUUCUUUCAGCAGUAGUUUCUUCAGCAACAUCUGUGCUGACAGACUGCAUGACUACCUUUGUGCUGCCCUUUAUAAGUUUGUACUGUAUGGCUGCACAUCUGGAUGUCAGGCCUUGAUUCAUUUUAGCAUCUACACUUGUAACACACAGUUGUGCAGGCACAAAACUAGGCAGCAAGAUAUGUACAUGUGCCAGAUACUGAAACUCCACUGCCAGAAGAAAUGCUCGUCACAUUACACCACAAGGAAAUUAAGGAUGGGAUCAGACGAAAUGUCUGAUGUAAUAGUUCACAUUGCCUUGACUACAUUCUGUUCAAUAUGGAAUAUGGAACUUAAAGAUGAACUUAGCACAGGCUUAGGAACAGAGGUUUCAUUUACCCCUGCCUUAUGACAAACACUUUGUUCUUUUCAGGCAUUUGCACUUACAUGUAUAUUAGACCACAUCUUUUUCACUUUGGUAAAACCCAAGAUUGGUCUCACA